Orbicella faveolata is the source of this 5388-nucleotide messenger RNA. Its product is annotated as active breakpoint cluster region-related protein-like. Gene Ontology annotation, molecular function: GTPase activator activity; guanyl-nucleotide exchange factor activity. Gene Ontology annotation, cellular component: membrane. The record is from RefSeq and is a predicted model, not a curated record. NCBI's taxonomy places the organism in Eukaryota, Metazoa, Cnidaria, Anthozoa, Scleractinia, Merulinidae. Gene Ontology annotation, biological process: positive regulation of GTPase activity; signal transduction.
GUGUUCUCUGCACAAAUGAAUAACGAUAUGAGCUUUACAGAACAGCACGAAACUAUGGAUAAGAGAGAAGCCUUUUUGACUGCUUGGAGGAACGUUUUUCCAACAGCAAAACUUCCCGAUACAGACUUUUUGCAAUUUUGUGGUUGUGGUAGCGAUUCAUCAAAUGAACAUGUUUUAGAGCGGUUCAACUUGUGCAAGGAAAGGCUUGACAACGCUAUAAACGAGGUAAAACGAGAGGGAUUCAUUUUAAAAUGGCUUACAGAAGUUCUGAAUGUUUCAGAUACGAGAAACAGCGAUUCAGAGCUCGACAAAGUAGUAAACCUUUUCUUUCCAAGCACGUUAAAUCAGCCUUCGACGAAUUGGCACGAACAGGACAUGGUCGACGACUCUUCGGUCGUUGUCAUACAGAUAGGCGGCGAAGGAUCGGAAUUUCACAAUUUGACAGAAGUGUGUUUGCUAAAGAGCGAAGACAGUAAUUUAUUAAAUGUUUGCAACUUAAAUGAGGAGUCCAAGCCAAUUAGCAACGAGACUAAAGCGGGAUUUCCUCCUGACGAGUUAGAGCUCAAUGUGGACGGAAGUGAAAAGGUGAAACUGGAGUUUGGUUUCAAUAACAAACAGGGGAACUCUGGGGCAGCGUCUGGUAAAUUAUUUAGUGAGGAGAAUAAUGAAUUCGGUGAAGAGAAAAGCUUGUUGCUUGAUGAUAUUAAUAUAGCAGAGGGUAAUAAACUCUCCGCCAAUAACAAUACGGAAAAGGGAAGUGAAAACGAUGUCAGGCUAACAAGGACAAAUGAUGAGAGAAUCCCCACGGGUUCUGCUGAGGAGGAAGAAAUUGAAGAAAUGGAAGACGAAUCGCACGAGUUAAAUUCUCCUGAAGGCGAGAAACCAGCUGGUUUAAGAAAUCGAACAUUUGCCACCGUUUUCUCACCUUUGGCCAAGGGAAUAAACAAAGCCAGACUGAAAGGAAAGAGACAUUUAGCGCGUUCGUCUGGCCCAAAACACAAACGAAGCGACUCGCAUGAAAGCACGACAAGUGGCGAUGAUGUAGAUUUGUUGAAUCAUUCAGAAAGUAAAACUUUUGAGAAACUCGAUAGUGAAGUUUUGUUAGACAAUGACGAUGCUGAAGUUCAUGUGAAGUCGUCGGACGAUAUUUGUGCGGCAAAUCAAGAAAGCAAGGCAGCUGACAGCGAAGGGUGUUUGGCAGCGAGUUGUCGGGUCGAUCGUGAACUUGUUGACUUUACUAGACAGGGAACCUCAGACAACAAUGCUGUUGAAAAGAAAGGCAUGAACUCUCAGGAAGACAGGUGCGAGGAGGGAACAAUCGAAGAAUCACCCGACGUUAUUAUUGAAGUUGUUGAUGAACUCAUAUCCUACUUAGAAGGGAUCGAAGUUGUUAGUAGUGAUGAACUGGAAGGGGAAUCGCCCCAUGCUUCUGAGUUAGAUGAUUUUAUGUUAUUUGGCGGGGUCAUAAGGCCUCGAAAACCCCUCCGAUCAAGAAGACAACUGGAUUCAGUGCUCUCUGCUGGCAAUGUUAGUUUGAUGAGCGCAGACUCCUGCGUCAGUCCAUGGGCUAUAGACGUAGCAGCCUCUGAGAUGCAGUCAGCUGAUUCAUCAGAGCAAGAAGACAAUGCAUCUUGUGAUUCUAGCGAGGCCAGACCCAGUGAGGGAGCUUCCCUGAGUCUUCCUAGUGUGGAAUCAUCCAAGCAGCCGGUGGGGGACAGCACCCCUCCUCCAGUCAGGCCUCCUCGCCGUAACAAAACUGAAAGACGGUCACGCACAUUAGAUUCACCGAAGCCACUAGGACCCAUGAAUACAGAUGAUGAUGAGGUCUUUGGAAGAGAUGAUAAGGGAUAUGAAGGUGACUAUGAGACCCUCACACGCCGCUUGCCAAAGAGAAGUGCCAGUGAGCAAGUUCGCUCUCACAGCCAAAGUACAGAAAAUGAUGAUCACAAGAAACUCCGCAAGGCUAGAGGCUCCCAUGUAGUGAUUGGAGAUGAUAAUGUUGAUUUUCCAUCUUCUCCUGUGCCUUCCCCUGCUGGAAGUCCUGCAAAGCAUGCAGAACCCAGUUCUGAUGACAAAGCUGAAAAGCUACACAAGAGGAAGUGGGUUGUAGCUGCUGUUUUAGACAGUGAGAAGGGAUACCUAGAAUGUCUUAACAUGUUAUACAAACACAUGAAGCCUUUGAAGUUGUCUAUUGAGUCGUCAGCUCCAAUCUUAACCUCCGUUGACUACAACAAGAUCUUUCACAAGCUGGAUGAACUGCACACAAUCCACACUGUGUUUUACAAUGACCUGGAGGCACGUGUGUCGCACUGGACCGACCGCCAUCUUAUUGGAGAUUUGUUUUUGAGUUUGGUGGAUCAGUUUGAAGUCUACAGAGAGUACAUAUUAAAUUACAAAACUGCUUUAUCAACAAUAAGAAAAUGCAAAGCAAGUAAUGAGCAGUUCAACAACAUUUUUUCUAAGGAACUCAAUGUACAGUCUAUCCAAGAAGUGACUACUCUAGAAGGUCUUUUCAGUAAGCCAGUGGAUCGCGUGGGCAGAUACAUCGUUGUCCUUGGGGACUUGAUCAAACAGACGCCGGAUGAUCACGCAGAUUUUGAACUUUUAACAAAUGUACUGAACUCGACCAAGGAGUUUCUUGCAAAAAUCAGUGGUGAUGACAGAGAUGGCGGGAGUAUGCCUGGCAGAGUGAAGAGAGAUCACAGACUCAUAAAAGAUGGAUUUAUUGUCGAGCUUUCAGAUGGAGUUCGCAAAUUUAGACAUCUCUUCCUAUUCAAUGACUACAUCAUUUGCACAAAGAGAAAAAUAACUGCCAGGAGCGAACAGUAUGUGUGCAAGUGGUAUGUGCCUUUGCAAGAUUUACAGUUUCAUCCCACGGAGAUCUCAGAAGCGCCGCAAGUCAUUCCAGUAACGAGCAAAGCUGAUUUUGAUUUGUUGAAGAGCAGGAUUGCAAACACCAAAGCGGAAAUCCGACGAGAAGAAGGGGUCAGUGGUUUUCACAGCCCAGAUUCCUCGCCUUCAAGCAAGCGACGUCGGGCACAGUCCACUUCAAAGAUUGUGGAAAAAAUGAAGAAGCGUCUAGCUGAGCAGGAAGCUGCCCUGCUCUUGGCCGUUCCCAGUCUACCAUUAACACUGUAUCACAAGCAGGGAAAGACCUACACAUUGCUUUGUAAAAGUGAUGUUGAGAGAGCUGAGUGGAAAGAAGCGAUAAUUCCGCUUUUAGAGCAAACGCAAGAUAAUCCUUCAACUGACGGCCAGCUUAGCAUGAUAGAACUUCACCACUUUUUGGAGGCUUGUAAGAAGCUGAGAACUUGCAGAUCAUUGGGUAAAGUUUCCAUGAAAGAAGACAAGGGUCUUUUGAAUGGUCUACUGUACGUGCAGAUACAUUCUGGUCGAGGAUUUCACAAAAACGAUCUUAGUUGCGUGAUAGAAGUUGAUCAUUUCGGUCAGUUUGUCCGAAAGGCCAAGACCAGAACAUGUAAAGCAACAACUGACCCUGUGUGGGACCAGGACUUUGAUAUCGAGGUGGAAGGCACAAGAGAACUAAAGCUGCACGUGUACUCCAAAAGCAGGCUUAACUUUGACGAACAUUGCGCGCAGGGAAAAAUAGAGCUGUUAAAGGAAAACCUGACGGAUCUGAAGAAGCAGACCAUCACGAUCACCUUGGAUAAACAGGGUGCCGUCACGCUAUCACUACAGUACUCUAAGACCCCUCAUGGAAUUCAGAGGAAAAAAUCGCUAAGUGAGAAGGGAGUGUUUGGAGUUGAUAUCGCGACAGUUUCAAGACGAGAAGAAAGCGACAUUCCUUUGGUUGUCAUCGGAUGCGUGCAAGAAAUCGAAAGAAGAGGCAUGGACGAAGUAGGAAUUUAUCGUUUAUCUGGAGCAACGUCAGAAGUCCGUAGGCUGAAAGAAGCUUUUGACAACAACAGUCAAAGUGCUCUGGUGCAAGUGGCCGAAGCGGACAUCCAUGCCGUGGCAGGACUCCUUAAGCUUUACCUCAGGGACCUUCCAGAGCCGCUGUUUACAGACGACCUUUAUCCUAAUUUCGUGGAGGCAAAUGGUAUCAAAGAUCCCGAAGAAAAGAAGAAAGCAAUGAUGGAGCUGUUUGAAUCGUUGCCCAAACCAAACCGCCACACCAGCAUCUAUCUACUCGAUCAUCUUAGAAGACUAAGCGAACAUCAAGAACAGAAUAAAAUGGGGCAAAAUAACCUGGCGACUGUCUUUGGUCCGAACAUUCUUCGUCCAUCGUCAGGCUCCACAGACCCGACCGACCUCGCUAAAGGAACUCUCGACGUCAUGAGCCAAGUCGGUAUCUUCCUCUGGUUCCUUAAGUUUAGUUCUCUCCAGCUCCCCGCGGAUCCAGAACUCAUGCAUAGACUGGAUCCGAGAAAAGGCACGGAUGCUGCUCCAGUUCAAGGUCAGCAAGAUAGGCUCAUAUAAUAUCCCAAGAUGCAUCAUGGUAGUUGGUCUCGACUUGGUGAAUCAGGCAACAUGGUACGUAUUGUUCGAGUGAAGGUUCACCAGCGCGAACAACAAACAGUUACAAACACAUACUUCUCCAACGUGCGUCGGGUUAGCCGAAGAGUCAUAUAUGUUAUUGUAAACGAGAUGGCUUGUUCCUCGUGGGCGCCAUAUUGGAAAAGUUUUCAUAACUCCACGGAGUUGUAAGUUUUGAAAAUGUCGUGAAACGUUUUAAUUACGUAGAUUUGCCUUCAUAGUUGAAAAGCAAUAUAAAGACGCCUAGGAAAUGUUCAAUUGAAAGAGGAAAAAAGUUUCCAGUUGCUUUUUUUUCAGUUUUCAGUCCUUAAAGGACAGGCUGUUUGUAAGUGAUGUUGAAAUUUUACGUUCUUUAGUUUUACGUUCUUAUUACAAAAUACGAAAACUAUUUUUAGCGUUUAGUUGUGUCUGAAUGGAUAUAUGAAAUGCAAUUUUCUUGUUCAUCACUGAUGAUAAGUGAUAUCUUGAAACACAUUACUUAAGUUUAAAAUCGCCCAGGAAGGUUUUUUAAUAUUUGUCAAGAAUUUGGAUAUCAUUCGUGCUCCCGUCGGAUAAAUAUUUUGUAAACAAUUUAUAAGGGUUGUUUAACGAACUUAAAUGAAUUAAAUUUUUGUAAUGCCAUUGUCACUCCCUGAACUGGAGGGAGUGUGUGGGGGCCAGUUAAGUUCGCAAGGAUAUCUGGGAUCGUUCAAGGACAGGAAGACUGCGUGGUUGGUAGGUUGAAGAGUUUGGUGCUGAAGUUUGAUGUAAAAUUUCGCCCCCGUUAGUACUAAAAGCUUUCGACAAACGUGUUGGGCGAUGAGGUCUUGAUUCAUAAUAUUAGGGAGCUUAAGAAACCACGACGGUGACACCGAGGACAACGUCGAUUAAAAAAUGAUUUUAUAUUUUACC